Molecule: messenger RNA, 5094 nt
Organism: Closterium sp. NIES-65
Lineage: Eukaryota; Viridiplantae; Streptophyta; Zygnematophyceae; Desmidiales; Closteriaceae
Source: the annotation of a GenBank genome assembly
AUGAGGCUACGAUUAGGGUUAGAGGAGAGAAAAAGGGGAGAGGGAGAAGCGAAGGGGGGCAAGCAGGGGGGAAGGGAGGCGGAGAAGGGGAACGGAACGGAGCGGGAGGGGAAAAGAAAUGGGGGGGGGACAAGCGGGGGGGAAAAGGCGCAGGGCGGAGGGUUGAAGGGGCUGAGCGCAGGGGGGAAGAAGGGAGAUGCGCGCACAAGUGCGGGCAUGGUUGGUGCCACGGGUGGGGGUGUGGGUGGGGUAGGAGAGGGAGUGACGGAGGGAAUAGCGGAGGGGCUUAUAGACGGUUUGGCGGAGGGAAUAGCUGAGGCGCUGGGGGGGAAACGCGCAGAGGGGAAAGCGGAGGGGAGAGAGGCGAGACGAGCAGAGGGAGCAGCAGCAACAGCGGCAGCAGCAGCAGCAGCAGCAACAGCGACAGAAGAAAGGGCAACAGCAGCAAAGGGGCGUGUUGAUAUGCAAGGGAAUGAGGAAGAGGCGUCAAGAGGGGAUGUAGAUGGAUGGGUUGACCCUGUAGCGGAGUACAUAGGAUGGUCUAUAACGGGGAUGAGGAGGGGAGGGGGAGGGGAUGCGGAAAGAGGGGAAGAGGAGGGAGGAUGGGGCGAGGAGUGGGAGGAGGAAGGGGAAUGGGAGGAGGAGGAGGACGAGGAGGAGAGGGAAGAGGAGGAGGGGGAAGAAGAGGGGGAAGGAGAUGGGGAAGAGGAGCAGGAGAAGGAGGAGGGGGAGAGUGAGGGAAGAGAAGGACGGAAAAGGAUCAGCAGCAGCAACGGGAAGCAGCGGGGAAAGGAGCAGGAGAACGACAAAGCAGCACAUGAGAAAGCAACAACGAACCGUAUCAGCUGCGAAAAGUGUACAGAGAGAAAUAGGUGCAGGGAUUGCGAGGGGUGCAAAGAGGCUAAUAGUGGAGGAGAAGCAGAUAAGAGGGGCGCGGCCACAGCAGGAAAGGCACGAGAAGGUCGACCAGGAGAGGCGGAAAAAGCAGCAGAAGCAGUCGAUGAAACUUCAUUGAAUCACUUGAAUGCUGCUGGUAUAGGUCCCUUAGAUGGGUACGCGGAUGGUUUGGAAGACAACGCGGACCCCCUGGGCGGGUAUAUAGACCCACUGGAGCAAUAUAUGCUGUGGUCUGGCGUGGGGCUGGUGGGAGAGGGGGGAGGGGAGGAGGGGGAAGAUACGGGGGAGGAGGUGGGGGAGGAUGUGGGGGAGGAGGGGGGAGAGGUUGGCAGAAAGGUAGGUGAAGAAGAGGGGGAUGAGGUGGGGGAAGGGGAGGUGGGGGAAGAGGGGAUGGAGAGGAAGGAGGUGAGUACAGGGAAUGAGACGAGAGAGGUGGAGAGGCGAGAUGAGGAGGGGAGAGAGGAGGAGGGGAGGCAGGAGGAGGAGAGAGGAGAGGGAGGACAAAAGGAGGGGCGAGGGGAGGGGAGGCAAGAGGAGGGGGAAGAUGAGAAGGAAGUUAUUGAAGGGCGGGGUGUGAGAGAGGUUGGAGGGGAGAGGGAGGGGAAGGAAGGGAGGGGAGUGAGGGAGGUUGGAGGGGAGACGGAUGGGGGCGAAGGGAGGGGAGUGAGGGAGGUUGGAGGGGAGAGGGAGGGGGGCGAAGGGAGGGAGCAGGAGGAACGGGAGAGACAUGGAGUGGGGGAUGAGGGGCAGGGUGUGGAGUGUGGUGGCGGCAGAGAGAAGAAUGGGCAGAAUGAGAAUGAUAAGGAGAAUGAAAUUAGUGAGGCGAGAGAGGAUGACGAUGUGGUGGAAGUGACAGUGAUGGGAAAGGGAGAGGGAAAGGGCGGUAAAGGAGGAGGGGAGGUGGGUGAUGGUAGAGAGGCGAGGGAAGGCGAGGGUAUGGGGCGUGAUUGGGGGGAGUGUGACGUUGAGGAGUGUGAGAUAGUGGAGGGGAAUGUUCGGGGGAGGGAUGGUGAGGGAAGGGAUGUUGAAGAGAGAAGGGGAAGGCGAGUGGGUGGUGAAGUGAGAAGAGGGCGAGUGGGAGAGAAAGGCGGGAGUGGAAGGGAGAAGGGGAAGGUAACGAAGAGAGAAAGGGAGAAAAAGAGGAGUCGGAGAGGAGAAGAGAAGGCGAGGGCACAUGAGGAGGAGGAGGAGGGAGAGGACGGAGGGGAGAGGGAGGAGGAAGAGGGUGAAGAGGUGGAGGAGAUUGAAAUGGUGGAGGGGGGGGAGAAGGAGGAGGAGAAGAAGGUGGGGGAAGAAGAGGUGAAGGGCAGAAAGAGGGGACAAAAGCGGAGUAAGCACGAGGAGAGGGAGAAUGAGGGGAAUGAUGAGGGUAAGGAGGAUGAGGAUGAGGAGGAGGAGGUGGAAGAGAUAAAGGUAGAAGAUAUACAGGAGGACAGGAGCAAGAGGAAUAAGAGGAAGCGCAAGGAGAGGCGGGGGGGAGAAAAGGAGAAGGAGGCGAGAAAGAGGUCAAAGUACCAGAAAGAAGAGGAGAAAGAGGAAGAGGAGGAUUCGGGAGAGGAGGAGGAGAGUGAGAAGGAGGAAGUGGAGCAGGGCAAGGGGGGAAGGAGGUGUAAGGCGAAGGAGAAGCGGUAUGAGUGUGGGCAGUGCGGCAUGGCGUUCACUCGACCGGCAUAUGUGCGACAACACAUGGCCACCCACGCGAACCAGUUUCCGUGUCCGCACCCACACUGCACCCAAACAUUCAGCCUGCAUGCCAGCAUGCAGCGGCACGUGAGGGAACAGCACUGGGAGGAGGAGGGCAUCCGAGACCGGCUGGAUAGAGUAAAUAGAGAGAGCAAGGGGAAGCAGGAGGAGGAGGGGGGGAUUGGUGAUCGGUUGUGUAGGGUGAAGAGAGAGAGUAAGGGAGGGGGUGCGGAGCAUAAGGUUCAGGAGAAGGUUGGGGUCCAGGAGAGAAGACAGCAGAAGGGACAGCAGAAAACAGAGGAGAAAGCACAGGGGAAGACGCAGGAAGCACAGGAGAAAAUGCAGAAAGCACAGGAAAUAAUACAGGAGAAACCGAAGGAGAAAACGCAGGAGGAAGCGCAGGAGAAAACACAAGAGAAGGAAUGUGAGAAGACAGCAGAAGCAACAGGAGGGAUUGGAGGAGGGGGGAAGGAGGGGAUAGCUGGGAAUGAGGAGCGGAGAGGAGGGGAGGAGGAGCAGAGAGGAAGGGAGGAGAGGAAAGCAGGGGAGGGGGAGAGGGAGGAGGAAAGGAGAGGUGGAGACGAGGGGAGAGGAGGGGAGGAGGAGAGGGAGGAGGAAAAGAGAGGUGGAGACGAGAAGAGAGGAGGUGAGGAGGAGAGGAUCGCAGCAGAGGGGGGAAGGAGAGGAGGGGGAAAUCAGAAGAGAGAAGGCGAGCAGGAGGAGAGAAGGGGUGAUGAAGGGGCUGGAAAGGGUUUGAGUGUGAUGGGGAGUGGUGAGAAGCGGUUUGACACUCAAAUGUGUGAUGCUGAAUUGUUUGAUGCUGCUGAAGCAGACAGGCAAGAAUCUGCUGACGUGGAGGAUAACAGAGAGAUCCUUGCGACCAAUGGGAGAGAAGGGGCGGUGCAAGGGAUGCAGGGCCACCUGCAGCAACAGAAGCAGCACCUGAAGAAACACCUGGGGGUUGGUGAGGAUCGCCUGGAGAAGCACCUGAAGGAGAAGGAGCAGCCUGGUAUGGAGAUGAAAGAUCACCUGAACCAACAGAAGGAACAGCUGAGGGCACACGUGGGCGGGAAUGGGUUGCUACUGCUGCAAGAUGCAGUAUGCUUAAGCUCUGGUGCUGCUGUGGGGACGACUGGUGGUGGUGUGGCGGCAGCUGAUGCUGACGUGGCAGCUCGUGCUGAUGUGGCAGCAACUGAUGGUGAUGCAGAAGUGGCUGUUUGUGAUGUGGCAGGUGGCGAUGCUGAUAUUACAGCAGCUGAUGGUGAUGUGGCAGAAGCUGUUGAUGAGGUGGCAACCGAUGCCGAUGCAAUGGCGACUGUUGGUACGAGUGUGGGCGGUGGGGGGACUGGUUGUGUGGCUGGUGGUGUGGCUGGUGAGGGUGCUGAUGGGAGGAUAAGGGAAGGCGUGAGGGAAGUGGAGGUGGCGAUGCGAGGAGAAGGAGGGGGAGGGGGUGAGGGGAAGGUGGAGGUUGGCAAAGGAGCAAUGGCAUCAGAAGUGGCGGUUGGUACAGGAGCUGUGGCGUCAGGGGGUGGUUGUGAGGCGCCUCAAAAGUUGAUGCGAGGAGAGGAGGGAAGGGGAGCGGGUCAGGGGAAGGUGGAGGUUGGCAAAGGAGCAAUGGCAUCAGAAGUGGCGUCAGAGGGGGUAAGGAAGUACAAGCAGGCUGGGAUGAUGAGCUGGAAGCGAAGGAGGUGGUGUGAUAAGGACGUGGUGAGAGAGAAGCAUGUGGUGAGAAGCAAGGAGAUGGCGGCAGGAAAGCUGGUAAAGUGCACUGAGGAACGAGAUGGCAAGACAAGGGAGAGGAAGCUGGAGGCAUUGGGAGAAGGCAAUUCAAGGAAGGGACCAUGUGAAGGCACUGAGGCAAGGCACGCAGAAGGGGAAGGAGCUUCGACAGGGAGCGAAGGAGAGGGCGACACAUCAGCAUCAAGUGACGGGGAUGCAGCAGCAGAAAGUACAGCUGCAGCAGCAGCAGCAGCAGGGGAGGGCACGGAUGGCGCAGCAGAGGGAGCAGAUGGGGCCAUAUGUGGCUUCUGCUUUACUGCCUUCCCGUCCCUCCCUGCCUUGGAGCAGCACACACAGCAGCAGCACCGCUCCGUGCCAUGCCAGCACUGCAACAAGCGCAUCUCUUUCUCUCGCUUCAAGCGCCAUUUGAAGGAGCAGCAUGAGGUGGAGCAACGACCAUCCCACCCAUGCAAGGUGGAUGGGUGCAGCAAGGCGUUCAGCUCUCCCAGCAACCUGAGAACGCACAUUAGGGCAUGCCACCAGGAGGACCGCCCCUUUGCCUGCUCCGUGCCAGGCUGCUCCCAGCGCUUUGCAUACAAAGUCAACCUCUCACGGCAUAUUGCAGCCAUACACGAGAUUGCACCCGCACAGAAUGUGGUGGAGAGGGAUGAGGCCAUGCACAAGAGACAGAAGCUCACGGGGAGACCACCUUGUUCUGAUGGUGCUGCGUUCGUUAGCGAUACACUGCGUGCUGCACAUAAGCAUGAAAAUGGCUCUGCGGAAGCAGAAAAAUGA